Morus notabilis is the source of this 423-nucleotide messenger RNA. RefSeq names its product putative zinc finger A20 and AN1 domain-containing stress-associated protein 8. The record is from RefSeq and is a predicted model, not a curated record. Gene Ontology annotation, molecular function: DNA binding; zinc ion binding. NCBI's taxonomy places the organism in Eukaryota, Viridiplantae, Streptophyta, Magnoliopsida, Rosales, Moraceae. The coding region runs from base 1 to 423 and encodes 140 amino acids. The transcript has a single exon.
AUGGAACCGAUUCUUUGCGUUAAUGGCUGCGGCUUCUUCGGAACAACGGAGAACCGAAACAUGUGUUCCAAGUGCUACAAAGACUUCCUCAAGCGAGAGAUCAUAAUACCGAGUUCGAACUCAAUCACAACCGUCGAUCAACCUGAUCACGCAUAUUCUUCUUCAACGUCCCAAGACGACGUAGAUGUUUCUGAAGUGACGGCUCUGAUGGGGAGUUUGACGGUCGGGAAAAACAGGUGCAAGAGCUGCAACAAGAAGGUCGGGCUGACGGGGUUCCGGUGCCGGUGUGGGAAUUUGUUCUGUGGAAGGCACCGGUUACCGGAGGCUCAUGCUUGCAACGUCGAUUACAAGACCGUUCGUGGCCGGAAUGACCAAGAUUUGGCUGAGAUCAUCAAGGGUGAUAAGUUGAUGUGGAGAGCAUAG